ACAUCCAUCCUCAUCGACCGACACUUGUUAUUCGGCGCAAAAUAACAUUGGCAGCUGUAGAUUGUGUUGUUUAUUUCUAACAUGAAAUAAGUAAUAUCCGAUCGUUUGAUUUUGAUAAUGCCGGUAGCUCAAAACUAUACUGAUUUAACUCGUCAGUUUUUAAAAAGUCGUCUACUCACGGAUGUAACAAGUUUCCGAGGAUUUGAAACGGAAUGGCAGCAUAUUCGUGAUCUGUUGUCGCGAACCGCGGAACACGGUGAAUCCAAUAGUGCUCUUCUCUUGGGUCCUAGAGGUUGUGGUAAAACAACGCUUGUAUCUUCGGUGUUGGCGGACUUACUUCCAGAGAAAGAGUUCUUCAAAAAUACCUUAAUUGUGUAUCUUAAUGGAUUAAUUCACACGGACGACCGAUCGGCAUUAAAGUCAGCAACUUCACAAAUGAAAUUAGAGAAUGCUGUUGAUGGGAAAGUUUUUGGAUCAUUUGCUGAAAAUCUCGCAUUUUUGCUUGAAUGUCUUAAGGCGGGAGAUAAGAAAAAAUCGAAAAGUGUAAUUUUCCUGCUGGAAGAAUUCGAUCUCUUUUGCUCACAUCACAAUCAAACGUUACUUUACAAUCUAUUUGACGUUGCUCAAUCUGCUCAGGCUCCAAUAUGUGUGCUGGGUAUUUCUGCUCGGUUGGACGUCAUUGAGUUACUCGAAAAGAGAGUGAAAUCUCGGUUUUCGCAUCGUCAAAUUUUUUUACUACCAAAAGAGAAUGAGACUGAAGAACGCAUCAUGUUAUUUAAAACGCUUUUGAAGUUGACGACGGAAAAGGAAUUGAAGGAGUUAAAUAAUAACCAUAAACCGAUACCACUUGAAGCAUUACAAAACGACGAAAUGCCGCUACUCCGUCGAAUUUUUGAUCCCAAUGAUUAUUCUUUUACAGCUACAUGGGUCAAUCAAUGGAACAAACAUAUCGAUGCUCUUGCCUCCAAUCGGAAUGUUAUUGUCGUCCUGCAAAAUAUGUACAACUACGAAGUUAUCGAGGGGACAUUCAAAAGCUUUCUCUUCGAGAUAGUGUCUCAGUUAAGUGAAGCUAACCCGUGGAUUACCGCGGAAAGCAUACAGCUUCUUGGACAGAGGUAUGAUAGCGAUGACAAAGUGUUAUUACUAUGCGGUCUUUCAGUCCUAGAGUUGUGCUUGCUGAUAGCAAUGAAACAUCAUUCAGAAAUUUACGAUCGCGAUCCGUUCAACUUUGAAAUGGUGCUCACCCGUUAUAACAAGUUUGCCAAUUCUAGUUCUACUAUGCAGGGAAUAGAGCGGAGCGUUGUGCUUAAAUCCUAUGAACAUAUUAAAAAUUUAGAACUGAUAGUGCCAGUCAGUGGUACAGCAUCGAAGGUGCAAAAAGAGUAUCAGUUGCAUCGGUUACUGUUAACAUACGGACAGAUUAAUCAGGCCGUCAUGAGGUCUCAAAAUUUGCCAACAGAGAUCAGUCAGUGGGCGCAGCGUUGUUUAGUGUGAUUAUAUUUGUAAUAAUGAUUUCCAAGUAAUAAAGGCAUUUUGCGGUUUACAGAAAAAA
Molecule: messenger RNA, 1552 nt
Organism: Malaya genurostris
Lineage: Eukaryota; Metazoa; Arthropoda; Insecta; Diptera; Culicidae
Gene: Orc4
Product: origin recognition complex subunit 4
Exons: 4
Coding region: 118-1494 (458 amino acids)
Biological process (GO): DNA replication initiation; DNA replication
Cellular component (GO): nucleus; nuclear origin of replication recognition complex
Molecular function (GO): ATP hydrolysis activity; DNA replication origin binding
Source: RefSeq, a predicted model, not a curated record